AUGGCUUCUUCAUCAACACCAGCGAACAGCGGCAAAACUCCCAAGCCCGCCCUCCGCAUCCUCUGCUUCGGCAACUCGCUGACGGCCGGCUACCCGGCGGACAACCCCUACGGCAUCAGGCUGAAGGAGAAGCUUGAGGAGGUGUUUCCGCACUUUGUGAAGGGGAAGGAGAAGGGGGGCAAGAAUGGGGGUGGUGUCGAGUUCGAUGUCGAUGGUGUGCCGGGAGACCUCGUUGCGCGGGGGAGCUUCUUGGGGCGGAUGGAGAGUGCUUGGCAACAAGCGGAGCACCCGUAUGACUGGACGAUCGUGCUGGGCGGUACAAACGACAUCGGCUGGGGCGUCGACACAGACCAGCUCAUCGAGGGCCUGAAACGCAGUUGGGACAUCCCGCUGUCCAAGGGUGGCAAAGUUCUGGCACUCACCAUACCAGAGACGAAAUACAGAUCUGCGAAGCUCGAGGAGUCGCGGAACAAGGUCAAUGAUGCUAUUAGGGGGUAUAAGAAGAAGAAUUUCUUCCACUUCGACCUCUUCAACGCAAUCCCCUACCACAGCAUGCCAGCCGGCGACCGGCCCACGUACUGGGAAAUGGACGGCGUGCACCUCACAGCGGCUGGCUACGACCUGAUGGGCGAGAAGAUCGCCGAGGCCCUGGUGCGCAUCCUGCGGCUGGCCGAGGCGCAAGACACGGAGAUCAGCGAGAUCGUGACGGAUCCGCGGCAGCGGCGCGCCAUCGAGGACCUGAUAGUGGAAGAGGAACGGGGCGAUCAUAAGCUGCUGAGUCAGGGGUAUAUCAUAGUGCGGAAACGGGACCUUGAUUAG
This is a messenger RNA of Anthostomella pinea, 819 nucleotides long. The record is from the annotation of a GenBank genome assembly. NCBI's taxonomy places the organism in Eukaryota, Fungi, Ascomycota, Sordariomycetes, Xylariales, Xylariaceae.